Molecule: messenger RNA, 676 nt
Organism: Cladocopium goreaui
Lineage: Eukaryota; Dinophyceae; Suessiales; Symbiodiniaceae
Source: the annotation of a GenBank genome assembly
AUGGAGCCUGUGCGUGCUGUUUGUGGGUUUUUGAGGCCCUUAAUUCACUUCUUGGCUGUUUGUACUCUUGCAUCACCGAGCCUGUCUAUGCGGUAUGGGGCCAAUUUUGGACCCCCAUGGAGUGCAGCCGCGUGGAGCAGCGAGAAGCCCUUCGAGAGGGAAGGAAGCAUGAAGAGGAGCAGUGACCGUGCAGCGCCCACCCGCAUUAUGAACAAUAUCGGUUGCGGCGACAUCUUCCAUCAUCGCGAGACUUUGAUCACCGGUGCCAUCAUCGCGAGAAAGCGGGGCCCGCAGCCGAAUGGUGGAGCCAUGGAUGUUUUGCAGCACUGCGUGGACCUUGGCAACCAGCAUAAGACAGCUGCCCCAAAUCGUUUGUUCAAUUGCAUGUGCGAUGCUGAGUAUGGCAAAAUCUAUGCCAUCUAUGCCUUCGCAUCCUGUGCCCCCCUGGUCUUCGUGCGAUUGGUGUGGAGCUGGUUUGAGGUGAGAAAGGCUCGUCGAGUCCAUGGUCGUCCAGUGCAGUAUCUUGGUGCUCGGAGAUCAACUGGACAAAGAGAACAAUGUGCAGGAGUUGAGAUGUGCCGGUCCGUAGUGGAGGUUGCGGCUUUCGGCAAUGGCCCGUGCCUUUUAACACUGGCUACUCUGUUGAGAAGGCGCACGAGAUCACCUGCAUCGACAG